AUGCAGCAGAUGACUCUCGUUCUCUUGGUAAUAGCAACGAUACUUGCAUUGGCCCAUUCAGCCACGUUGAAAGUGACCACCGCAACUUCAGACGGCAGUACUCUCGUUCCCAGUCAAUGGAACUAUCGGGCCACAUCUACCUGCUGCUGGCUUCCUGGGUGCUUUGUGGUCGAUAUUCUGCAGGAUGGAUGUCUCCUCUGUCGACCUUUCACCGAAACUUAUGGUCCCCUCCAAGAAGAGAACACCUACACGUUUACACCCAACCGAGAAGAUGGCCUCUUUCGCUGCUAUUGCAUGGCAGAGUAUGAUCCUUUCAGCUUUGUCGAAUUAGUACGCCAAAAUCCAGACGGACAACGUGCCUUUGGAUUCUUCCGUGUGGUACCCGAUGACACGGCCGGAACUACUGCUAACAUAUCGUGCACGAAACUAGAUGACUUUCGUCUAGAUUGCGAAGAAGAGGUACAUCUGGACUGGGAUGUCAAAUCGGCAACCCUCUACGAAGUAACCGUCACUCUCUUCUUAUGUGAGGGAGAAACCGCACCCUGCCCACCCCUGUGA
This is a messenger RNA of Seminavis robusta, 558 nucleotides long. The record is from the annotation of a GenBank genome assembly. Lineage: Eukaryota; Bacillariophyta; Bacillariophyceae; Naviculales; Naviculaceae.